Drosophila arizonae is the source of this 1696-nucleotide messenger RNA. It is a transcript of the gene TTLL5, whose product is annotated as Tubulin tyrosine ligase-like 5. Lineage: Eukaryota; Metazoa; Arthropoda; Insecta; Diptera; Drosophilidae. The record is from RefSeq and is a predicted model, not a curated record. Gene Ontology annotation, biological process: protein polyglutamylation; microtubule cytoskeleton organization. Gene Ontology annotation, molecular function: tubulin binding; tubulin-glutamic acid ligase activity. Gene Ontology annotation, cellular component: ciliary basal body.
GUCAUUCGAUCCACUCAUUAUAUAUCUUUAUGAAGAGGGUAUAGUCAGAUUGGCGACUGUGCGGUACGACAGGAACACUGACAACCUGUGGAAUCCAUGCAUGCAUCUUUGUAACUAUAGCAUCAAUAAAUAUCAUUCUGAUUACAUAAGAUCAUCGGAUGCUCAGGAGGAAGAUGUUGGUCACAAGUGGACCUUGUCAGCCCUUUUAAGACAUCUUAAGCUCCAAGGAUGCGAUACUCACUUACUGAUGCUGAAUAUUGAAGAUCUAAUCAUUAAGGCUGUACUCGCCUGUGCUCAAACAAUAAUUUCCGCAUGUAGAAUGUUUGUACCUAAUGCAAAUAACUGUUUUGAACUUUAUGGAUUUGAUAUAUUAAUUGAUAAUACACUGAAACCUUGGUUAUUGGAAGUUAACCUUUCGCCAUCGAUGGGUGUUGACAGCCCCUUGGAUACUAAAGUAAAAGCCUGUCUUGUUACGGAUUUACUGACCUGUGUUGGCAUUCCGGCAUUUAGUCCUGAAAUGAGAUCUCUUUAUACCAAUAAAUCAGCCCGGCGACGUAGCUCAAGUUGUCAAAGGCAAGUAGAUGCAACUGAAACCAGCACUACACUUCGAUCAACAAAAUCAAAAAAAAAGCCUUUUGGAUUAAUAAACUUAACGCAAGAAGAACAGCGUAUAUUACGUAGCGCCCGAUUGCAAUAUACAAGACGUGGAGGCUUCGUUCGCAUAUUCCCAACAGACGACACAAUGCAACGAUACGGACAUUUCUUAGAUUCUGCAAAUGGCAUUCCACUAUCCACCCCAAAUGUCCAAGGUCAAACGUUUCAAGCAUUAGUAACGCAACAUAAUUACAACCAAAUGCUGUAUUCAAAUUUAUUCUGUCAGGGCUCACGAUACAUUCAAGCCGAUAAUUCGCAAGAAAACCGUAUUAAACAAUACGAACGAGCUUUGGAAACGGACUCUGAAAUACCUUUCUUAAAGAAACAAACUGUAGAGAAAUGUGAAGAAGAAGGACGAAGACUUCGCAAGCAAUUACUUAAGAAAAUUGGCAGUGGCUCCACAUUAACUCAUUUUCAAGCACGUCAAACGUUUAGUUUAUAUUUAGAGUCCGUAUUACGAAGACUAACUCAAGACCCAAAAGAUAGUCAUGAAAAAAUUAUUUUAAAAUUUCUUAAUAAGUAUGGUGGGGGUGUUAAACCUCCAGUUUUAUUUCGAAAUACGCAAAAUAUUAGUAAAGCUCGUUCAGCAAUGGUAGCAAAAUUAUUAGGUGAUUUUUUGGAAAAUUACAAAAGAGAUACCGAAGCCUACGUAGAUUCCUUUGACCAUUUUGGAAUGAUACCAACCAGUGCCUACAGUUUAUUUUUAAUACACGCUCAAGAAUCAGAUCUAGAGGCAGUCCUAACUCAUCAUACAAAUAUUACUGGAAUAAUGCCAUUUUUAUAUAAUCGAUGUGGGCUGUCAGUGCCAUCAACGCCGCCUAUUCCGUCCGGAUUAUAUGGGUUCCUAAGGGCUCUGCCUGCAAUGGUAUCAAAUUCAGGAGUCUCGAGAGACGUUAGCAAGUAUGAUGGGUAUUUCAAAAGCUACGAUAAAAAUUGUGAAAAUGUACGUGAUAUUUCAUUAAGAUCAAGAAGCACAAAGGAUAUCAAAUAGUAAAUAUAUUUUGUUGCAAUUUAUUUAUUUAGCAUAUUUGUUAAACCAUUU